UUAUCUUCCCUCUUUUCCAAUCCGUAUAUGCAAAUAUAUGUAUUGAAAUUAUCUCGUGCCAGUUUUAAGACGAAGUGAAAAAAAUGUUGGUCUUGUUUAAAGAAAUCUCAAACAGAAUUAAGCCAAAAUUGGGCUCCCCUUGCAUCGACAAUUGGGUUUUCAAACUGCAUUAUCGCGCCACAACAGUGAUUUUCUUUGUUGCAACAAUUCUAGUAACGUCCCGAGAGUAUAUUGGAGAACAUAUCAAGUGUGUCAGUGAUUCGGUUAACAACAAGGAGUUUCACAAAGUGAUCGAAUCUUUUUGUUUCUUCAGCACUACGUUCACAGUUAUUCGUGACGAGUUUAAUUUCGGGUUUGGAGACCCACCACAUCCUGGCGUUUUCCCAUAUGGGCUUCUCUCCAAACCCCCAAUUCGCAAACACCUCUACUACCAAUGGGUGCCUUUUGUGCUGUUUGGGCAAGGGGUGAUGUUUAUGUUGACCCACUUCCUGUGGAAAAGCUGGGAAAUGGGACGGGUUAGGAAGUUAGUUUCCGGUUUGACUUAUUCCAGUCUCGCUUUUUUGGAAAAUUCGGUCAUGGUCGACGGGAAAUCCAUCCCUUCCAAGAAAGAAAAGGAAAUUACAAUUCGGAGGAUUAAGGACUCGUUUUUUGAAAAUGUGAAAAUCAACCGGGCUUGGGCCCCUCAGUUAAUUCUCUGCGAAAUUUUGAAUUUUGCAAAUGUUGGGCUUCAGGCCUAUAUCACUAAUAAGUUUCUUGGGGGGCAUUUUUACACCCUUGGGAUCAAAAUUUUCACUCAGGGGCACUCAAUCCUGGACGAUGUAUUCCCAAAAGUGACGAAGUGCACUUUCCACAAAUACGGCCCUUCCGGCACCGUGCAACUCCACGACGCCCUUUGCAUCAUGGCCCUCAACAUAAUCAACGAAAAAAUCUACAUUUUCCUCUGGUUUUGGUUCAUUUUCCUCCUUGUCCUUUCAGGCCUCGUCCUGGUUUGGCGUUUCGCUUCGAUUUUGCUCUAUUCCAAAAGCCCAGUUUUUGGCCGAAUUAUUUUCGGUUUUGGUGCCAAAAAGCUGAGUUUUUGGAAAUUGAAAACUGUGACUCGAAAAUUCACUUACGCAGAUUGGUUGUUUCUCAAGUAUUUGUCGAAGAAUUUAGACGGUUUAGUGUUUAGGGAAUUAUUUGGUCGCAUCUAUGAGCAGUUGGACGAUGGGGCCGUUUUUAUCGGGAAGGAGGAAAGUGGUAACAAAAAUGAUUGAAUUGGUGUAAUUAUAGGAAUUAGUUUUAAUCGCUGUAUAAACAAGUAACGGUACUUUGAAACGGCUGAUGACGGCUGUGUAAUUAUUUCUUCAAUACAGGACUUUGAUUUUCAAAAAAAUAUAUUAUUUAUGCAACCCAGAGUGAACUGAGUCAAAAUUUAAUAAACAGUAGUUCGAUAAAUCUCAAUCAAUUAUUCAGCGCUGGUUUAUAGUCAAUAAAAAACGGUAACUCGUUGACAGGUUUCUCUUUUCCGCUCAAUUACACACACGAAUACGUUCCUUGUCACAUUCUAAUUAACAUUAAUGGAAAACUGGAAAGUGCCCGAUUUUGGUACAAGUGGAGUAGUAAUUAAUUAGAAGUUCUAUGUUAAAGAAUUGACUCGAUAUUUGGUUAAAUAGCAAAUAGAAUUAAAAUUUCAGUAAUAAAAUAUUGCUUUGCAUUUUCAUCUUCGAUGAAAUGUUGUGUUGUGUUUCUGAAUAUGUAUAAAUGAUAGCUAGUAAUAAUUUCGUUUUUUAACAAAAACAACAAAAAUAUUUUAUUUUAAAAUAAACUUUUGAUGUGUCGAGUUUUUAAAUUGUGUUUUCGUUAAUCGUUUCCACGCCAAAAAAAUCCAUUGAGAAGUAAUACGUGUAUUACAGGUUUAAAAAAACUGCCUUCUGAAACAAUUAGGUUUGAUUGAAGUUUGAAUCAUUUUUGUGAGUGAUCGAUGUUUAAUAAUUUCGACUGAUUUUUCUCUCAGAAUUUAAUAAUGAAGUUGCUAAAUAUUGUAGCCACUUUAUGU
This is a messenger RNA of Tribolium castaneum (red flour beetle), 2035 nucleotides long. Its product is annotated as innexin inx7. Gene Ontology annotation, cellular component: gap junction; plasma membrane. Gene Ontology annotation, molecular function: gap junction channel activity. The record is from RefSeq and is a predicted model, not a curated record. Gene Ontology annotation, biological process: phototransduction. The transcript is spliced from 4 exons. NCBI's taxonomy places the organism in Eukaryota, Metazoa, Arthropoda, Insecta, Coleoptera, Tenebrionidae. Bases 84 to 1253 code for a protein of 389 amino acids.